GAGGAUAUCUGAAGUUAGAGAUAAGGAAAGACGUAAAACUUUAGCAGAGAUCAUUUACUGUUUAGUGGUACACAGAUUUGUGGAAAAAGGAAUCUCUAUGAUUCCUCGGAUUAAACCAACUUCAGACCCAGCAGGACGGAUAGACUUAUGGCCGAAUCAAGAAGAGAAGCUCGAAGUCAUUCACUCUGCGGAUGCGUUCGAGAUGAUACAGAGUCACUUGUCUUCAGUUCUUGGAGACGGACCAGCAGUUGGUCCGUUAAGCUCUAUAGUUCAGAUAGGCAAAAUCAAGCUAGGAAAACUCUAUGCUGCUUCUGCUAUGUAUGGCUAUUUCCUUAGAAGAGUAGACCAAAGAUACCAACUUGAGAGAACCAUGAACACACUUCCGAAACGCCCUGAGAAAACCAGAGAACGGUUCGAAGAACCUUCGCCUCCUUACCCGUUAUGGGACCCGGAUUCCUUGAUCAGGAUUCAACCAGAGGAAUAUGAUCCCGAUGAAUACGCGAUACAAAGAAAUGAAGAUGAGUCAUCGUCUUAUGGAUUGAGAUCAUAUGUUACGUAUUUGGACUCGGAUACGCUUCAGAGAUAUGCCACGAUACGUUCUAAAGAAGCCAUGACUCUGAUUGAGAAGCAGACUCAGGCGCUCUUUGGGCGACCGGAUAUAAGGAUACUCGAGGAUGGAAAGCUCGAUACUUCUAACGACGAGGUUCUGUCUCUGAGUCUCUCUGGACUUGCGAUGUUGGUUUUGGAAGCUGUGGCUUUUGGGUCUUUCUUAUGGGAUUCAGAGAGUUACGUUGAAUCCAAAUACCAUUUCCUCAAGGCUUGA
Molecule: messenger RNA, 823 nt
Organism: Solanum lycopersicum (tomato)
Lineage: Eukaryota; Viridiplantae; Streptophyta; Magnoliopsida; Solanales; Solanaceae
Source: RefSeq, a predicted model, not a curated record